GGAACUCUUAGUUAAUGAGGAUGCUUUUAUUGUUCAUCUCCAUGGUAUAAACUUCUGUGAAUAUCAAAAACCAAUUAAUGCAAAAAGUUUAACUAACAUUCCUUGGUUAAAUAGAUUGAAUAAACCUGCAACAAAUGAAUCAAGUUCAGAAAAAGCUACAAAAAUAAUUGCCUCAAGAGUCAAAGGCAGUAUUAUCUUAAAGAAUCAUCCAAAA
Molecule: messenger RNA, 214 nt
Organism: Dentiscutata heterogama
Lineage: Eukaryota; Fungi; Glomeromycota; Glomeromycetes; Diversisporales; Gigasporaceae
Source: the annotation of a GenBank genome assembly